UCAUCGUCCUCGAGCCCCCUCCCCCACCGUUCGGUCCUUGUACAGUUUUUUCCCCCAAAACUCGGCGGUGGUUCGUUGCUUAUCAUGGCGGCGGUGACGGAGGCUGUGGACAAGUCGGAUCAAGAAAGCGAAGCGGAGGAAGAUGUGUAUGAGGUGGAGAGGAUAGUGGACAUGAAGGUUUCUGAGGGUCAAGUCUUGUACAGAGUUCAUUGGAAAGGCUAUUCUUCUGAAGAUGAUACUUGGGAACCAGAGGCUCACCUGGAGGACUGCACAGAAGUGUUGCAAGUGUUUAAACGAAAAUUAACAGAAAAAUCACCUGUAAAUGAAAAUCGGAAGCUUACAUUAGACAAAGAUAUUUUUGAAGAUGAGUCUGCAGAUGAUUAUGGAGGCGUGAAAGAAACUUGCCCACAAAAGACUAAAAAAAAGAAAAAAUCUAAAACUGAACUGGACACGAAGCAUGACAGCCCUAAAAUAGAUAAAAAAGCUAAAUCCAGCAGGUCAAAUAAUGAAGAACUGAGAGACAACUUUUUAGAUAAUGUGAGAGAGACCCCUGAAGAUGGGAAGGUAAAGAAAAUGAAUUCAACUGAAUCUAAGAAAUGGAAAAAAAAACAUGAUGCACAGAAGUCUUUACUGGAGCCAGUCACGCAGGUUGACUUGCUAAUUGAAUCUGGUGAAAGCAAAGAGCAGAAAACUGUGGAUCCCAAUGAUCCAACAUUUGAGAAAACUAGGGGACUAACUACACAAGACACGAUUACAACACCAAAAAGAUCUCUGGAUAGCUCAGAUGAGGAUGACCUGGAGCUUAAGAUAAAGAAAAAGAAGAAGAAGAAGGACAAAGUAGACAAUUCCAAGCAAGAAAUGAAAUUCCAGAAGCAGAGAAAGAAUCUUAAAGAUGAUUGUUCGGAGAAGAAAAUUAUAAAUAAGGAGAAUAGCAGUCAUAGUAAAAAACAUAAGUUUCAAGAGAAGCGAAAGGAGUCUGUUUCAUCUGUGAAAUCAGAUGGAACUGAAAUUAAGGUUCCAAAGUUUCAAAUGGACGCCAAAGGCAGAAAGUCAAUAGAUAAUGAAAACAGUACUACUCCUAAACAAGAUUGUGUGAAAAAUGCAAUGAUAAAACUGAACAAAAUGUAUAAUGUGACUGACAGUUCUCCUCGGUGUGGUACUGAGAAGGUGACUCAAGGUUCUGAAUCUAGUGUAACAACUUCGGGACAGCCACCCCAAUUUGCUGAGCCUAGUCUCUUUGACAAAUUGGGAUUGGAUUCUGAAGUUAAUCGAGAAAAUAUGAAGACUGACAAAUCAAACUACUCUGCAACAACCACUGAGGAGAAGUUGGAAGCAAUUAAAGUUUCAAGCCAAUUUGUUUCCCGAGAGCAGUUGGGAAAGAAAGGUGAAGCACCCAAAGAAAUUUCUGAUAAAAAAAUGGAUAUUGACAAAGGGCGAAAGGAACAAAGUGUGAAUCAUCAUAACCGAGAGAUGAAAGGUCUUUUUGAUAAGUUCCUGAUUCCCUUCACUGAAGGAACGGAUGAUGAGGAUAGGGAGAAUAAAGACUCGGUUUCCCAAGGUUCUAAAUUUGAUGGGAACCGAACCAAAGGGAAGAAGCAGGUGCAAAAAGAUAAGAAAAGUACAAAAGAGGAGAAUGAUUGCAGAGUGCAGAAUGCAGUUGAAGAGACUCAAGAAGUUCUUGAUACCAUGUCUCAGACUGAGGAAAAUCCAGCUGAAAAACAGGAGAUGCUUAAAUUGGGUGUGGACCUCCAGCUUGAUUGGAUGACAUUGGAAGAUUUUCAAAAACACUUGGAUGGAAAUGAUGACUUGAUUUCUGUACCAAAAACAAUAUCCAAUAGUGUGUUGCGCGAUGCAGUAAAAAGUGGGAAAUAUUUAACCGUAAAACUGGCUCUAAAUUCAAGCGAAGAGUAUAAUCUAGAUCAAGAGGACCCUAGUGGAAUGAAUCUAGUCAUGUUUGCAGCUGCUGGAGGACAGGAUGAUAUCCUUAGGUUGCUUAUCAAGAAAGGUGCAAACAUCAGUUCUAGACAGAAGAAUGGUACAACAGCAUUGAUGCAUGCAGCUGAAAAGAAUUAUCUGACAACAGUUGCAAUUCUUCUGGAGGCAGGUUCCCAAGUCAAUGUUCAACAAAUCAGUGGAGAGACUGCAUUAAUGAAGGCUUGUAAGAGAGGAAAUGCUGACAUUGUAAGACUUCUGCUAGAAUAUGGUGCAGACUGUGGUAUCCUUUCUAAACACCAGAACAAUGCUCUAUACUAUGCUAAACAGAGCAAUAAUGUUCUAGUGUAUGAUCUCCUGAAGAAUCAUGUGGAAACUAUAUCCAGAGUAACAGAUGAAACAAUCAGAGAUUACUUUGAAGCACGUCUGUCAUUGCUUGAGCCUGUGUUUCCUGUUGCUUGUCACCGACUUUGUGAAGGACCAGACUUUGCUUUGGACUUCAACUAUAAACCUCAGCACAGUUCAGUUGAAGGAACUGGGAUUCUUCUCUUUAUCUUUCAUGCAAACUUUUAUAGCCAUGACCAUAUAGUGGCUAAACUCUGUGGAUCCUGCAGUGUUCAGGCUGUUAUUCUAAAUGAUAAGUUUCAACUCCCUGUAUUUUUGGAUAGUCAUUUUAUUUAUUCUUUUAGCCCAGUGCCUGGUGCCAAUAAGUUAUUCAUUAGACUUGCUGAAGCACCCACUGCUAAGGUAAAGCUGCUUAUUUGUGCAUACAGAGUCCAACUCCAGUGAACCAUAUGCCCACAUUGUAAUUAUUAUCUACAGGUAGAAAAACUACAGAGAUCUGAGCAUUUUUUUAUGUACGGUUCCUCCAGGACAGUUGGGAUUUUAUGCUGCAAUGUCUGAAAUGCUUAAAUGACAACUUCAGAAACGUAUUGCAUUUAAAGUUUUACAGACUGUAGUUAUAUUGUUUUUUAAAGUUGUCGUCUUGUAGGUAGCAGUCAAUUUAGUGUGAAGAGAUAACUGGUGCAGUGUCAUUCACCCAUGUAAAACCUGACUGUAUAUGGACUUUCCACAAUGUGGAAUGGAGUGGUUGUAUACUCCAGAUUGAAUAUUUACAAAAGGUACACAUGAACAAGUUCAUACUUUCUGGCAGGGUUCUGUCAAACUUUCCUAACUAAGUACUGAAACAGAUUGGAUAAUUAUUUUACUUGGCUCACACCACUUGCCACAGAGGGUGGGUGGAUGAUGUUUUGUAGCCUUCAUCACUUUGCUGAAGUACAGUGGGAACACUGGAAUAGGAUCAGGUUCUCCUUUCAGAGAAUCACACAUUUACCACAGUUCAUUUGUUCACUGGUGUGCCACCUUUUACAAGUUUGUUUCAAGUGAUUUUGUUUUUGUAUUUAUGAAUCUGUAUGGUGUAUCAUGGUGCAGAGCAGCAUUUUAAACUACGUAUUCUCGCAUUCCUAUUAGACAUCAAUGUACAACAGAGCCUAAUUUGAAAACAUUUCAUCUUGUGACCUGCAAAAUACCUAACACGUAAUUCAGUUCAAGCUGUAUGUGAAUGUUCUUGUUUUCCUGUUGGUUAGGAACCAGUUUUCCAUCUUUUUGUUCAUAUUUUAAUUCAUGUUGUAAACUCACUAGUAUUAUUAGAUUGGCUUUUGAUAAAAUCUGUUACAAUGGUUGUGUAUUUUUAUUUAAAAAGGGAAGCACUGUUAUAUGGUACAAGAAGUGUAAAAUAUUGCAUGUUUAAAAAAUGAACAUUUUACAUAACAUACGUCUCCAGAAUGUGCCUUGCUGUUCAUUAUGUUGUAUGUCAACAACCAAUGUGCCUAAACUAUAUUGCAAAUACUACCAAAAAAGUGACUUGAGGAAUGUGAUUGUUGAAAAAUUUUUGUGCUCAUGUAAAACCCAAAUUCUUUAAUUGAUCUUGUAAAUCUCAUGUAAAAUAUAAUUUCUAAUGUUUGAACUUUGGUAUUAAUCUGUUGAUACAAAAAACACCAGGAGUCUUCAUACCUGGUUAUAACUGGAUUGCUCGAAAGUGGAAAAUUAUACUGUUCUUCCAUACAAAUUUAAUAACUCAUUUCCCUCAUGUAGAAAAUUUAAGAUGCUGUGAAAAGGUUGAACAUUGUCAGGAGUAGGAGAAAACAAUCUUUUGGAAAUUGCAUCUUUACAACUUUAUUGCUCAUUAAUAUUUUGAAAAAUAAAGUCUCUCCUGUAUUUACGUAACUUAAGACAUUUAAAUGUAGUUAAAGAAAUAAAAAGCUUUGAUUUCCAGAAGCCCCAAAAAAAAAACCAGGAGCCAUUAACACGAAAAGCUGACAGAACAAAAUUAUACAUUGCAUUAUCCUCUUUUUCUCUCCAAUCAGUCCAAGGAUAGACGCCUUGAAGAUUUCCUUCUGUUAAUUUUUUUUCCCCCUCAGACUGGUAACUUGCAAUACCAAAGCUGUCUUUCAUGAUGCAAAUUUUCCACUCUCGUUUUAACACUCCAUUAACUUGAUCCUUCCAUUCGGAGCGUAAGAAUCCUGUUCCGAUGAAGUAAACCUGGAGACUUGCAACUUCUAGUUGCUCUCUCAUUCCUGGCCUGCCCCACCUAGUUCCUUGCAGUUUUCAGGAAUAUUGCCAAAAUCUUCAUCCUCUUUGAUAUUGAAAUCAUGUGGGCUUGUAUCCAGGUUAAAGGAAGUGAUCUUCCAUCCUUGAUGUCUGAAAGCUGUCACCUUGGAGCUAAGUGGGCAGUUUAAAACAACUUUGUUUAUAAUCUGUCAGUCAUUCUCACCAACUGUAAGUAAACAAAGAUUGCAGCCAUAGUACUAAUCACCUUCUUCCCAGUAAAACUAACAAUCUAACCACUCAGGUUUGUUGACUUGAGAAUUCAGAAUUGGUCAAGAGAUCCUAUUUUACUCUACGUACUUCCUUUUGCUAACUGAAAGUGCACUUUUCACAUAUGCAAGUUGAAAUGCAGCCACACUGUGAUAGAAAGAUUUCAUUUUGCUUAAUGUAAAAGCUGAAAUUUGAAACCCCAUCUGGUACAUAAUGUUUUACUUUGCAAAAUUCCUGUAUUCAGAUGAAAUAACUUUUAGAAUGAGUUAAAAUAAAACAAAUGGAAGCC
Rhincodon typus (whale shark) is the source of this 5038-nucleotide messenger RNA. It is a transcript of the gene mphosph8, whose product is annotated as M-phase phosphoprotein 8. The transcript is spliced from 14 exons. Gene Ontology annotation, cellular component: nucleus; cytoplasm. Bases 85 to 2721 code for a protein of 878 amino acids. Lineage: Eukaryota; Metazoa; Chordata; Chondrichthyes; Orectolobiformes; Rhincodontidae. The record is from RefSeq and is a predicted model, not a curated record. Gene Ontology annotation, molecular function: protein binding.